Messenger RNA from Artibeus jamaicensis (Jamaican fruit-eating bat), 1861 nucleotides. It is a transcript of the gene ZBTB8B, whose product is annotated as zinc finger and BTB domain containing 8B. Bases 1 to 1572 code for a protein of 523 amino acids. The transcript has 4 exons. Gene Ontology annotation, biological process: regulation of transcription by RNA polymerase II. Lineage: Eukaryota; Metazoa; Chordata; Mammalia; Chiroptera; Phyllostomidae. Gene Ontology annotation, molecular function: DNA-binding transcription factor activity, RNA polymerase II-specific; RNA polymerase II cis-regulatory region sequence-specific DNA binding; protein binding. The record is from RefSeq and is a predicted model, not a curated record.
AUGAAAGGGGGGCGUGUCGGUGCACGUAGCUUAGUGGAAGCGCUGCUGGGACCCGCUGGAAGAGAUACAGGCUGCUCCAGAAUAGCAGCAGCAGCUGGUGGAGAAAUGGAGGUGCAGUCCUAUUAUGCCAAGCUCUUAGGAGAGCUGAAUGAACAGCGAAAGAGGGACUUUUUCUGUGACUGCAGCAUCAUUGUGGAAGGGCGGAUCUUCAAGGCCCACAGGAACAUUUUGUUUGCCAACAGCGGCUACUUCCGAGCCCUGCUCAUUCACUAUAUCCAGGACAGUGGGCGGCAUAGCACCGCCUCCUUGGACAUUGUCACCUCCGAUGCCUUUUCCAUCAUCUUAGAUUUCCUCUAUUCUGGGAAGUUGGAUUUGUGUGGGGAGAAUGUGAUUGAAGUUAUGUCGGCCGCCAGCUACCUGCAGAUGAAUGAUGUGGUGAACUUCUGCAAGACAUACAUCAGGUCAUCCCUGGAUAUCUGCCGGAAGAUGGAGAAGGAGGCUGCUGUGGCUGCAGCGGUGGCGGCAGCGGCUGCAGCAGCAGUUCAUCAGGUUGACAGUGGGAGCCCCAGUUCAAGCAAGGAGGGGACCUCCUGUGAUACUAAGAGCAUGAUCUCCUCUCCAGCUGAGGAAGAAGAGCGUGUGGAUUGUCCAAGAGAGUCCCCUUGUGGGGACUGCAGAGGCUGCCACCCCUUGGAACUGCUGGGGAAAGACAGCCAGGGCAGUGGCUCAGCUGACAGUGACCUCUCUACUCUGCCCAAACAGAUCGAGCCCAAGGUGGAGUUUGAUGCUGAUGAAGUGGAGGUGGAGGUUGGGGAGCAGCUACAGCAGUAUGCUGCCCCGCUGAGCCUGGCCCACAUGGAGGAGGGUUUGCCCAGUGGCCAGGCCGUGGACUUGGCUUACAGUAACUUCCAUGUGAAGCAGUUUUUAGAGGCCCUGCUGCGCAACAGUGCUGUCCAGAGCAAAGAUGAUGUGGACCAUCACUUUUCUCGGAGUCUGGAGGGAAGACCAGACGGCAUGGGAGGAGCCAUGACUUCCAUGAUGGAUGUCCAGGCCGACUGGUAUGGAGAGGACUCAGGUGACGUGCUGGUGGUCCCCAUCAAGCUCCACAAGUGUCCUUUCUGCCCUUACACUGCCAAACAGAAGGGCAUCCUGAAGCGUCACAUCCGCUCGCACACGGGUGAGCGGCCCUACCCCUGUGAGACCUGUGGCAAGAGGUUCACGCGCCAGGAGCACCUGCGGAGCCACGCCCUGAGCGUCCACAGAUCCAACCGUCCAAUCAUCUGUAAGGGCUGCAGAAGAACCUUCACGAGUCACCUGUCACAGGGCCUGAGGCGCUUUGGGCUGUGUGACAGCUGCACCUGCGUCACAGACACACAUGAUGACGAGGACGAUUUGAUGCCCAUCAACCUUAGCCUGGUGGAGGCUUCAUCCGAGAGCCAAGGAAAGAGUGACACGGACAAUGACUGGCCCAUCUACGUGGAGUCGGGCGAGGAGAACGACCCUGCCGGAGACGAUUCGGACGACAGACCACGAAUGCGGCCCAACCUAACAGACCGAGAGACACUCAUGUAGCAGUACCGUGGUGGGGAAGAGAUUUUAGAAUUUGUUAUCACUCAUUCUGUGGUUGAAAGCCACCAUUUGUCCAAUUUUGUGGAACCCUGAGAGGAACAUCUUUUUCACUUUUACUAUAUUUGCAUUUUUGUUAGACUAUGUAGCAGAGGUUCGAUUUUGUGACUCAAAGGACAAAUGACUUUUUAGUACGGCGCCCUUGGUUUGCUGAUGGCCUGACUGUCCCAGAUUCUGAGUGAAUCAGGGCUGGCCCUCAGGCUCCCCGCCCUUCCUGCUGUGCACCCGAACCCUG